This is a messenger RNA of Chilo suppressalis (striped riceborer), 1099 nucleotides long. Lineage: Eukaryota; Metazoa; Arthropoda; Insecta; Lepidoptera; Crambidae. The record is from the annotation of a GenBank genome assembly.
AUUUCAACGACUAUUCUAUUUUAAACCCCAGGAGAUACAAAGGGACAACUGAAAUAAAUACACGUAUAGUGCUUUGUUGGUACACUAAUUUGCUACUAAAAUCUACUAAUAAUGGAACCAAUGACCCUUGGAAGUCCGCCUCAUUCGCCUUCUGGUAGUCCUAAUAUGGGUUACCUGCCGCCUUUUCUUCUCGGUGAGAUAAAUCCCCCUACAACACCAAGAACGAACAGUUUAUCACCCACAAAAGGAAGGAAUAUAGGAUUUGGGUCACCAACAAGUCCCAGUCAAGCGUCUACACCAGAACAAAAGUUGUUCAGGCCAAGUAUAACAAUGCACCAGCAAGCCAUGUACAAUCAACAGAAUGCCUAUGCUAAUAUACCUGCUUCCCCAAAUAUUUCGUACUCUAGCAAACCAAAUGGCCCACCUAUUGAAGAUUUAUUUGAUACAAUUAAGAGUAAUGAACCCAACAAAUCUGCAUACCAGGAUCACAGUUUCCUUGGGUAUGCUAACAAUAAUUCACUUUUACAGAACUCCUUUGUUAAUAAUAUGAAUAUGUCAAUGAACAAUCAGUCUUUAGCAUCACAGUGGCAAGAAGGAAGUCAAGAGCAAGAGGAGUACUGGGUUACCAUUUUUGGUUUUCCUCCUAAUGCGGCUAACACUGUCUUAGCUAGAUUUAGUAAUUGUGGUACCAUACUUGAUAAACAAUAUCCAACUCAAGGUAAUUGGACUCAUGUGAGGUAUGCAACAAGAGCUGAAAAAGAGAGAGCCAUGGCUUUGAAUGGUAGGCAAGUGCUGCCAGGUAUCAUGGUAGGAAUCGUGGAAUGCAGAGAUGUGCCUCGACUGAGUGUUGCCAGUCCUGGUUUUACUUCUCCUGAAAGACAGACAACAGGAGCCCGGUCAUUGUGCCCAACUCCAAUACCAUCUGCUCCAGUUCCCCAACGGUCUAGUGGAAUAAUUUCUAAAGCUUUAGAUUAUGUGCUGGGUUGGUAACAAAGCCAUAUUGUGAUUAUAUAAACCACCAUUAAACUAAGGAAAAGACUGUUACAAUUUAUGAGGAAAAAUGGCAAGAUAUUUACAUACAAAUGAAAUUAGUGAAAUG